AAUCAGCUUGUUGUUAUUGUUUUCGAUCAUAUUUUGACGGAAGCGAUGUAUUCAAAGUGAGAAUCUGUCUUUCAUCAUCAGGAUUUCAGACAGAUGCCUUGCAAAGCCGAUUAUGCAAUUUGACAUGGACAGGUAGACAUGCACUUACGAACAAAACAACGCUCAAAAAGCCACGUGCUUACAAUAGCACUUAUUAAUCACGCUAAAAUUCUUCAAUUCAGUUUGCUUACCUCCCUUGGAAAAUUUUGACUUAAGGAGUGGUAGGGCUCGGAAAUGGUGUAUUUACUUAAGUAGUAAUGUUUUGGCAAUAUGCCUUCAAGCAAUGCUAUACCAAAAACCUAAUCAUUUCACACUGUUUCGCAUCGGUUAUAUAAAGUUCAGUUUAAUUAGACGGAAACAAGAUGACAAACUGUAAGGGUUAUGAGGUGAACUCUCUUAUUGUACAUAUGAACUGUCUCAAGUGUACAGGGGAGGUGUCUGUGUGUGCAGUACAGGGGAAAUGACUUGUUUCAGUUUCUGUUUGUUGGCCAUCAGCUAUUGUUUGUUGACCAGAUAAUAAUUUCACAUGGGGAUAUGUUGAUCUAGUGUCAAAAGGUAAAAAAAUGUGGUAGCAGCAACAUUAAUUUUUUAGAUUACAGUUAACAAGAGAUUCUCUUAAAAUGGGUAACAAAAAUUCUUUGGAAUAUCAACAAACUGGCCUUGGAUUUGCUGACUUGACCACAAAAGAGGGAAAAGAAGAGAUCAACAAUGCUUCCAGAGCUCAGCUACGCAACACCGUAAGGAAACUUGUAGUUGAGCUUAAGGUUCGCCAUGGAAUUAUUGCCCUAUUAAGUAACCAACAAGUAACUGACCGUGAAUUGGAAUCCAAAGACUGCUUCAAUCACCAAGUGAGAAUUGUUCGGGAAGCAGUCAAUGUUAUCAAAGAGCUCAACCAAAGAGUGGAAGAAGCCGAGCAAAGAGUGGAAGAGGCCGAGGAUGAAAACAAUGUACUGAAAACAGAGAUCGAGGGAAUUCGUGAAGGAAUUCAAAAGGUCACCGGACUGGGCCAAGCCUAUAAAACACAUAUCAAAGGCUUAGAGGCUCAGAUUCAAGAGGCACAAAACGAAAUAUUCAGCCUUAGAGACAUAAACAAACAACUGAGAAAUGAACUCAGCAAAGGAAAAGAUCACUCUGGUAAUAAUGAGAAAUACCAAAGAUGUAUAAAACGCAGUUGUAAGAAUUGUGAGUAUUUAAUGUUAGAGAUGGAACUUAUUAAACUCAAUGAUAUUUUACAGAGUAAUGAAGAAUCAACUGUACUGAAAGAGCAGUUAGAUACUGUGAAGAGAGAAAACCAAAAAAAUAAAACGCUUGAAAGACAACUUUCACGGCAGUUGAAGGAAACAUGUGCUGAGCUCGAAAGCACACGCCACCAACUUCGAGAGCUUGAUGAAUAUUUUACUGACAUUGAAAGACAGAAAGGAGUGUUACAACAACAAAUGAAGGAGGAACGAGAAGAAAUGCUUAUGCAAAUCCAACAACUUCAAUGCGAUCUGAAUAAAGUUGAGGGCGAACGUAAAAACAUAAACUUAAAAAUGAACACCAUCUCUCAAAAAGUAGGUCAACAAGAGGAAGAAUACAAUAACUUAGUGAUCAAGAUGGUGGAAGAUCACAAACAGCAUAUAAAUGAAUGCAGGGAAAAAUGUAGGAAGAUACAGCACCUCGAGGAACAAGUCUCGGAGAAUAAGAAAGCACGACGAUGCGUUGUUUGUCUUGAACGACUUAAAUGUGUAGCGUAUAUGCCAUGUAAACAUCUGGCGACGUGUGAGCAAUGCGAUCACAGACUUUCACAGCGGGUAUGUCCAAUUGACAGGACGCAGAUUGAAGGAUCUGUUAAAAUUUACAACUAGUGAAGCAUACUGUAUGAUGCUAAGUACAGUGUAAAUAAUCAAUAUAAGUUAAUUUCAGAAGUUAUAAAUAUUAUCAAUAUCUAUCUCAAAAAUAACAGUGACAUAGGAUCAGUGGCGGACCGUAGGGUAAAUUGCAGGGUAUGCCAGGUAUUGACAUAUCUAGAAUGUGCAAGGGGCGCGCACGUUCCUCCCCCUACCCCUGAAAAACAAUACUCGCCCAUUC
Anneissia japonica is the source of this 2109-nucleotide messenger RNA. Its product is annotated as GRIP1-associated protein 1-like. NCBI's taxonomy places the organism in Eukaryota, Metazoa, Echinodermata, Crinoidea, Comatulida, Comatulidae. The record is from RefSeq and is a predicted model, not a curated record. The transcript is spliced from 2 exons. Bases 660 to 1886 code for a protein of 408 amino acids.